CCGGAAAUGACGUAAUGUUGUUGUUAUUCCAGGAAGAGGGCACGGGAAAGCACUGAACUGCGUCAACAAUUAUUUUGAUGAUAGAUUUGGUUUUCGGCGAGAUUUCAACAUGGCAGCAAGCCGGUGCUGAGUAAUUUAUGGCACUGUUCCUGGACGGGACUUUUGUCGGCAACAACAUGGACACAUCAAACUUUGCCCACGUGAUCUUUCAGAAUGUGGGGAAGAGCUACCUGCCCCAUGCUGCACUGGAGUGUCAUUACACCCUCACACAGUUCAUUAAACCACAUCAGAAGGACUGGGUUGGCAUAUUCAAGGUAGGUUGGAGCACAGCAAGGGACUAUUACACAUUCUUGUGGUCGCCUCUCCCUGAGAACUACGUGGAAGGCACCGCAGUCAACAGAGCUGUGGUGUUUCAGGGAUAUUAUGUGCCCAACGACGACGGUGAGUUCUACCAGUUCUGUUAUGUGACUCACAAAGGAGAGAUCCGGGGCGCCAGCACACCAUUCCAGUUUCGUGCCAACAGCCCUUCAGAGGACGAGCUGCUGACUGUGGAGGAUGAGUGCAACUCUGAUAUUCUGGUGGUCACCACCAAGGCGGGCUUCCUGGAGCAAAAGAUGGAAGAAGCCCAGAGAGAGAAAGAGGAGCUGGUCAAAAACAUGGCGCUCCUCCAGCAAGAGAAGGAGCAGCUGGAAGGGGAGAAGGAGAACCUUCUGAAGGAGUGUGAGCAGGAGAAGGAGACCUGCGCCCAGCUGAGACGAGAGAACCAAGAGGUGCAGAAUUCCUCCCAGGCCCUGCAAGAGGAGAGGGAGGAGGUGAAGAGGCGGCUUGAGGAGGCCACAGCCCGGGUCUUGCAGCUGGAGGAGGACCUGAUUGGAGUCACCCAAAAAGGCUUGCAGAAGGAAACUGAACUAGACAGUCUGAAGGAUAGGGUGAAGAAACUCACAGCUGAGAAGGAGGCCCUUGAUUCUCAUCUAAAGAAUGAGAGAGACGAGAAGGAACUCUACAAGAUUCACCUGAAGAACCGGGAGCUGGAGAACACUAAGCUGAGUGCGGAGCUGCAGAUGCUGAAGUCUGUGGAUGUGAACAAGGAGAACACCAUCGCCCAGUUUAAAGAGGAGGUGGGACGCCUGCAGGCUUGCCUCACCGAGAAGGAGAAGCAGCACAGAGAGGUUCUGGCCAAAGUCUCUCCCUUGGGAGAUAUGAAGGCACUGAAGGAGCAGCUGCGGCAGAAGGAGGAGCAGCUCCAGGCCACCCAGCAGCAGUCCUCCAUGUUGGCCGCCGAGCUGAGGGACGUGUCGAGCGCCCGUGACCGCAGCAUGUCCGACCUGUACCGCAUGAGGCUGGAGGCUGAUUCCCUACGCCAGGCCAAGACUGAAGCUCAGGCCCAGUGCCUCCGGCUGGAGCGCCUGGUGGAGCAGAUGAAAGCAGAGGCCAAGCAGGAAGCACAUGCCAAGGCAGAGGAAGAAGCUGCUGCAGACCCAGCCAUUGUAGCAGAGCUGCAGAGAGAGGUGGAGGACCUGAAGCUGCGGCUGCACAUGGCCGCAGAACACUACAAGGAGAAGUACAAGGAAUGUCAGCGACUGCAAAGACAAGUGGCCAAGCUCUCUGAGCAGCAGGGGGAGCAGAAGAAGAGCUCAGCAGCAGAGGCCAUAACAGUCCCUGCAUCAGUGAGUCCAGACACAUCUGUGCCAGGGAGCCCUGGUGCCCCAGAUCCCAUGCUGGAGGCCAUCAUCCAGGAGAAACUCAAAGGCAUCAGCAGAGAGUCAUCUGACAGGAGUGACAAGUACAAGAAAUGCAAACAGAUGCUGAUGGAAGAGAAGGAGCGUAGCUGCAUGUUUGCUGAUGAGCUGGCCAAGAUGGAGGUGAAACUGAAGGAGCAACUGAAGACCAAUGAGAAUCUGAAGCUGCAGCUGGCAGCAGAGGAGGACCGCUACAAGAGCCAGGUGGCUGAGAAGGGGCGGGAGCUGAAGGAGCUGAAGGACACUUUAGCACUUCUUGUGAAAGAGAAGGAAAAACUGGAGGGGGAGCUCCAGAAGGGCAGCGGCAGAAAGGCGGAUCAGGUGGGUGGUGAGAAAACCAGCCUGGAGAGCAUCCAAUCAAGUGUGCCUGUAUUCCUGCAGUAUCCUGUCCCAUACACCCAGGAUGCCCCCACCCCUCUGCUCCUCUCUCAGAGCCCCACCGAGCUGCAUUUUGGGAACCCUUACUCCAUCUCAGACUCAAAAGAUGAGGGUGAUGAGGAAUUCUCCGACGACCAGCUGCUCAGGCUGCCCCCUGUAGGCCCACCCUCCUGGGACAGCAAUGUGGUGUGUAUCCAGCCCACCCGCAACCACAGCCGGCCUGAUGGUCAUGAGGAGUCCGAGGAACAGCAAAAUAACAACAAUGGUAAUACCAAUGAACAGCCCGCAGCAAAUGAAGCUCACAGCCCAUACAUGAAUGAUGGACAAACUGCCUUUUGCUUUGAUCCCAGCAUGGACAUGAAACGAUGUCCGUUGUGUGAGGUGAUCUUCCCACCCAACUACGACCAGAGCAAGUUCGAGGAGCACGUGGAGAGCCACUGGAAAAUCUGCCCCAUGUGCAGCGAGCAGUUCCCACUGGACUGCGAGCAGAAGGCCUUUGAGAACCACGUGCUCACUCACUUUGACGGCCACCCGCUUAACUUCGACUAGACAAAUGGAUGUGGAGAGUCAACCCAUCCGGUCCGCCUACUUCCUGUCACCACUGAAACAAAUCACUCUGCACUCUUUUCCGCAUGUAAUGGUGUGAAGAUCCACUCUUUAGGACUGUUAUUGACUUUCGCUUCAUAACUUCAACUUAGAGAAAUACUUCAAAGUGGUGUGACAUUUUAAAAUGACAGUAUAGGCUAAUUCAGUGUAAAUCCCAGGGCUACUGAAUCUAUUUGAAAAUCAGAGUGUUUUUAUAGGUGAAAGAAUUCCCUUCAUUUGGAUUUGAAAACUAUUUUAGGGGGAUAAUACUGUUUGAUGUAUAUGCUGGCUUUUAUUUGACUGUGCUCUCACAGGACUGUUGGUGUACUAGACGAAACAAAUCAGGGAAAAAGGCAACAAAUGUUUACCAAACUUACAUUUGAACCCAUCCAGCCAAAUGCUUCCCCCUUAAUCAUUAUACAAGUCAGGUGUACAUUGCAUUUAGAAAGCAGCCUUGGUGCACUGUAUGCAGUCAGGGAGAUAUAAUUUUCUGAUUACAUCAAAACAUGAUUAUAUAUUGUCAAAUCAUCUAUUUUAGAAUAACAUAUUGAAGCCAAUGAUGUCGUAAAAGCCUUGAUAAUUUGUGUAUGAUAGAAUUUUGUCUUUUGUUAAGUUUCAUCUUUUUGGCUUUUGUUCUUUCUUUAAUUAUUGUUUAUUGUGUCUGGCUAAAAGAACCCUUGUAUCAUUAGCUAAUCAGUGCAUGCUGGGCUUCUGUUAGAUUUCCUUCUUUCACUCUCAUUUACAAUAUUAAGUUAUUUUAUCCAUAGAAGCAGUUCAUUUGUUAAGCGAGUUCCAUGUAUCAAGUAUGAACUAAUAAAGUCUUUGAAAACGA
Messenger RNA from Myripristis murdjan (pinecone soldierfish), 3534 nucleotides. It is a transcript of the gene tax1bp1b, whose product is annotated as Tax1 (human T-cell leukemia virus type I) binding protein 1b. The transcript has 18 exons. Bases 138 to 2666 code for a protein of 842 amino acids. Lineage: Eukaryota; Metazoa; Chordata; Actinopteri; Holocentriformes; Holocentridae. The record is from RefSeq and is a predicted model, not a curated record.